ACGACGCAACGGCAGAACUCCCUCACGCCGGAAGUUUACAGCCUGAUCUUGACAAAUGAAAGUCACCGGUAAAAUAAUAGCAGUGACACCCGCCAUAGGACGUAUUCCUAUUCUGUGGAACAUAAACACGAGUCAAAGAUGGUUAAGUCACUUUUAUUUUAAAACAGACCAGUGUUUACUGCAGCGACCGUAGUGUGUUUGGGCGCUAACUGACGAAAGCAUUUGCCAGCUAACUCUCAACGACCAGUUACAGGAUCAUUUAUCUACCUCAGAAUAUAGAAGAUAUCACCGCGGGGACAGUUUACAGAUGGCAAGGAGACUGGGUCGAAUACUCAGGGGCUUUCAGAGCCUCGGUUCACUCGCAUUCAUGAAGUCUGAACUCAGCAACCUCCCUGCCAGCGUUUCAUUGAAGAGUAUGGUGCGAGCGCUUCCAUCACUCUUUUCAUCCAACCCCCGGGACUUCAGUCUUCCUAACUCCUCAUGGGGCACAGAAAUGAGGCAGCUGUAUGAACAUUAUAACAGCCAAUGUGAGGCAGUGACAGAUGGAGGAGAGGAACAGGGUGGACUAUGGAACAGACUGCCAAGCUACAAUCGUUCUCUGAAGUAUGCUGCAGGUGGAGUAUACCUUAGCAAAAUAAUCCAGGCAAAAGCUCGUCUUUUCACCCGCAACAUCAGAGACCCGGGGGCAGCAUUUGAGUACGUUAUCUUUGCUAACAAAAAGGAGCAAAGGUGUGUGUGCAUUUUCCAGGCUGGACACCUUCUGGAGGGACCACCAGGAAAUGUCCACGGGGGGGCGAUAGCCACUAUGAUUGAUACCGUGACAGGAACUCAUGCUUGUGUGCAUUCUGGACCUGUUAUGACUGCCAACCUCAACAUCAACUACCGCAGUCCCAUCCCGCUGGGAAGUACAGUGUUGAUCGAAUCCUCUCUGGAUAAGAAGGAAGGCAGGAAAACGUUAGUUUCGUGUAAAGUGACCAGUGCUGACGGCGCCAGAUUGCACACAGAAGCAACAGCACUGUUUGUGUCAAUCGGCGUCAGCCAACUAAUGAAAGGGUGACACGAACACGCCAGCCAGCCAUCUAUGAAGAAGGAGACUUCAGAAACAGUGUGCAUUUUUUUUGUUUUGUCUAAGUGGGCCAUUAGUUUUUUUUUUUAAUUAAAAGGAUGUACAUAUUUUAUAGGUGAUAGAAGGAAACUCUUAUAUUAAAUAAAAAAGUUAACCUUCUAUUUAUACUACUAAUAUGUUGCAUUUGAUCUGAUACUUAGCUCUACUUGACUGCUGCUCCUUCAUGUUACUAACUCAUGAACAAAUUUACUGAACUAAUUCAGAAGUAUUGAUGGUAUUGAUGCAGUAUUGAUGGUUUUAAUUAAGACUGCUGUAUUUGAGAACAAUGUUAUUGAUUUAAAUGUACUGUUCAUUUAUUUAUCAUUUUAUUUUCUCCAAAAAAGCCUUUUCUAUUGGUAUUGCGUUGCUCAUGCAGGUGGUGUGUUUGUCAGAGUUAAAUAAUCUGCAUUGAGAAAUAAAACGUUCUUUGGGGAUACUUUGAAA
Messenger RNA from Maylandia zebra (zebra mbuna), 1549 nucleotides. It is a transcript of the gene them4, whose product is annotated as thioesterase superfamily member 4. The record is from RefSeq and is a predicted model, not a curated record. Lineage: Eukaryota; Metazoa; Chordata; Actinopteri; Cichliformes; Cichlidae.